AGCAGCAGUGAAGGUCCAGGCCCACCCUCCUGGACGAUGGUGCUCUGUGCUAUGAGCGAGGUCGUUGAACCUUCAUCACAUCAGCCUUUAGAAAAAUUUCGUACCCUCUAUGUGGCAGCUGAUGAUUUAAAACAAAUAGAGGAGAAUGGGCCACUAAGAAUUCACAUACGUCAUAUUCUACCCUACAAUAAUUAUGCUGAAGUUGGCUUCACAUUUUAUAUCAUGCAAAAGGACAGAUGCCAACUCUACACACCUCUGCUUUGUAAAUUUAUUACUUUCAUCAUAAGACCACCACAUAAGUCGAGACCAUUGCAGAGCCGAAGCCAGGGUGGAGAUGUUUCUAAGACUGUAUUCUUCAUGAUCCCUGAUAAGUUUUCUACUCUCCCAGAAAACUGGGUUCAGAGCAUAAAAGAUGAAUCCAAAGUUACAGAUGCCAUUGCAUUUCUAUUAUAUCCUGUUUCAAACACCACAGUCAUCAUGUGCAUGCACUUUGUUGAAAAGAAUGGAAAAUACAAAAAUAUGUGUGCAGCAUUCUCAAAAGAAACUAGUCUCAGUAAAGAAUUAUGGGACAUCUAUGUGAGAACCACUGUUGAAUAUGGAAUCCCAAGAGAAAAUAUACGAGAUAUCCUCAAAAAUGGUUUCAAGAUUGAUACAACUUGCUACAUAUAUGUCCAUGGCAUCUAAUUCACAAAUGUGAAGGUGGACCGAUCUUUCUUUCCCAAUUGUGCAUUUACCUCUCUCGUGUAGUUCAGAUUCUUCACACUGUCCUUUCCUCGUUUCUUCCCUUGCCAUGAUUAGUCGAAUUUUCUUUCUCUGUGAAUCAGUGAAUAAAUUUCAU
Molecule: messenger RNA, 838 nt
Organism: Peromyscus maniculatus bairdii (prairie deer mouse)
Lineage: Eukaryota; Metazoa; Chordata; Mammalia; Rodentia; Cricetidae
Source: RefSeq, a predicted model, not a curated record